This is a messenger RNA of Trichomycterus rosablanca, 801 nucleotides long. It is a transcript of the gene lrrc3ca, whose product is annotated as leucine rich repeat containing 3Ca. Gene Ontology annotation, molecular function: protein binding. The transcript has a single exon. Lineage: Eukaryota; Metazoa; Chordata; Actinopteri; Siluriformes; Trichomycteridae. The record is from RefSeq and is a predicted model, not a curated record. The coding region runs from base 1 to 801 and encodes 266 amino acids. Gene Ontology annotation, cellular component: extracellular matrix.
AUGCUCCUGUUGUCCUGUUGGCUUGUCCGGCACUCCAUGGUCAUGUGCUUGCUGCUUCACAGCCUGGUGCUGAUGUCACUCUGCUUUCACCAUGUGGAUACGUCCUGCUCCAAGCGCUGCUACUGCUCUGAGAGCGAAGGAUUAUCCGGAGGCAAGACGGUUCGCUGCAGCAACCUCCGUCUCACCGAGAUCCCACGAGACAUCCCAAACGACACACAACGACUUUACCUGGACUACAACCUACUAACCAGCGUCCCUACCAAUGCCUUCCAGGACCUACCUCUGCUAACUGAACUUGAUCUUUCCCACAAUGAGCUGGCGCUGCUCGAGCCUGGGGCCUUUCGAGGCCUUGCGGCUUCCUUGCAAUUCCUGGAUCUGUCCUCCAACCAGCUUGCUACGCUGGAGCCUGAUGCAUUUGAAGGCGUCAAGGCGCGAUCCAAUCUAACUGGCAACCCUUGGCACUGUGACUGCCGGCUACAGACAGCGCUUCCACGGCUCGACCUGGAGCCCGUUUCUCUCACGGGGAUUGUAUGCCAAACUUCAGAGCCCGAGGACUCCGGUGCCCAAGGUGUGCCCUUCCUGCUGGCCAAAGACCUGGACCUUUGUGUGGUGCUUAAAAAGACCACCGAUGUAGCCAUGCUGGUGACCAUGUUCGGCUGGUUCACCAUGGUCAUCUCCUAUCUGGUCUACUACGUGAGGCACAAUCAGGAGGAUGCCAGGCGCCACUUGGAGUAUCUGAAGUCUCUGCCCAGCAAGCAGGGCAAGUCUGAGGAGUCUUCUACCAUCAGCACUGUGGUUUGA